AUGAGGCGCUGCCCAGGCCUUCCACGCUCUGGGUGUCAUGGCGGCCUGCAGGCUGUGCUGCUUGUGCCUGUGCCUCCGACCGCUGGGCUGCGGCCCCCUCGGCCGGCCCGGGCGGAAUCGGGCACUCAGCUAUUUGCAGAUGCGAGCGCUGUGGAGCAGCACCGGAUCCAGAGCGGUGACUGUAGACCUGGGACACAGAAAAUUAGAAAUAUCCUCUGGGAAACUGGCAAGAUUUGCUGAUGGCUGUGCUGUGGUACAGUCAGGUGAUACUGCAGUAAUGGUCACAGCAGUCAGCAAAAUAAAACCUUCACCUUCCCAAUUCAUGCCAUUGGUGGUGGACUACCGACAGAAGGCUGCUGCAGCAGGCAGAAUCCCCACAAACUACCUUAGAAGGGAGAUUGGCUCUUCUGACAAAGAGGUUCUUACAAGUCGAGUAAUAGAUCGUUCAAUUCGCCCUCUCUUUCCAGCCGGUUAUUUUUAUGAUACUCAGGUUCUCUGUAAUCUGCUAGCAGUAGAUGGCAUCAAUGAACCUGAUAUCCUAGCAGUUAAUGGUGCUUCUGUAGCCCUGUCCUUGUCAGAUAUCCCUUGGAAUGGACCUGUUGGGGCAGUACGAAUAGGAAUGAUUGAUGGAGAAUGUGUCGUUAACCCAACAAGGAAAGAAAUGUCUUCUAGCACUUUAAAUUUAGUAGUUGCCGGAGCACCUAAAAGCCAAAUUGUUAUGUUGGAAGCCUCUGCAGAAAAUAUUCUACAGCAGGACUUUUGCCAUGCUAUCAAAGUUGGGGUGAAGUAUACACAGCAGAUAAUUCAGGGCAUCCAGCAGUUGGUAAAAGAAAUCGGUGUUGCCAAGAGGACACCGCAGAAGAUAUUUACUCCUUCUGCAGAGAUUGUGAAGUACACGAAGAUAAUUGCCAUGGAGAAACUCUAUGCCGUUUUUACAGAUUAUGAACAUGACAAAGUUUCCAGGGAUGAAGCUGUUAACAAGAUAAGAUUAGAUACAGAGGAGCAUCUAAAGGAAAAAUUUCCAGAGGUUGACCAAUUUGAAAUAAUAGAAUCCUUCAACAUUGUUGCAAAGGAGGUUUUCCGAAGUAUUAUUUUGAAUGAAUACAAAAGGUGUGAUGGAAGGGAUCUGACUUCACUUAGGAAUAUAAGUUGUGAGGUAGAUAUGUUUAAGACACUUCAUGGAUCAGCAUUAUUUCAGAGAGGACAAACACAGGUACUCUGUACUGUUACAUUUGAUUCAUUAGAAUCCAGUAUUAAGUCAGAUCAAAUUAUAACAGCUAUAAAUGGGGUAAAAGAUAAAAAUUUUAUGCUGCACUAUGAGUUCCCUCCUUAUGCAACCAAUGAAACCGGCAAAGUUACUGGUGUGAAUCGAAGAGAACUUGGACAUGGUGCUCUUGCUGAGAAAGCUUUGUGUCCUGUUAUUCCCAAAGAUUUUCCUUUUACCAUAAGAGUUACAUCUGAAGUCCUCGAAUCAAAUGGGUCAUCUUCUAUGGCAUCUGCAUGUGGUGGAAGUUUGGCAUUAAUGGAUGCAGGGGUCCCAAUUUCAUCUGCUGUUGCAGGUGUAGCAGUGGGAUUGGUUACCAAAACCAAUCCAGAGAAAGGUGAAAUAGAAGACUACCGUUUGCUAACAGAUAUUCUGGGAAUUGAAGAUUAUAAUGGUGACAUGGAUUUCAAAAUAGCCGGUACAAAUAAAGGAAUAACUGCAUUACAGGCUGAUAUUAAGUUACCUGGAGUACCAAUUAAAAUUAUAAUGGAAGCCAUCCAACAAGCGUCAGUGGCAAAGAAGGAGAUACUGCAGAUAAUGAACAAAACGAUUUCAAAACCUCGAGCAUCAAGAAAAGAAAAUGGACCAGUUGUAGAAACAGUAAAGGUUCCAUUAUCAAAACGAGCAAAAUUCGUUGGGCCUGGUGGAUAUCACUUAAAAAAACUCCAGGCUGAGACAGGUGUAACAAUUAGUCAGGUUGAUGAAGAAACCUUCUCCAUAUUUGCACCAACACCUACUGCAAUGCAUGAAGCAAGAGAUUUCAUUACAGAAAUUUGCAGAGAUGAUCAAGAGCAACAAUUAGAAUUUGGAGCAGUUUAUACCGCGACAAUAACUGAAAUCAGAGACACUGGAGUGAUGGUAAAACUAUAUCCAAACAUGACUGCAGUGCUGCUUCAUAAUUCACAACUUGACCAACGAAAGAUUAAACAUCCCACUGCCCUAGGACUAGAGGUUGGCCAAGAAAUUCAGGUCAAAUACUUUGGCCGUGAUCCAGCUGAUGGAAGAAUGAGGCUUUCUCGUAAAGUACUUCAGUCUCCAGCUACAACUGUUCUCAAAACUCUAAAUGAUAGAAGCAGCAUUGUAAUGGGAGAGCCUGUUUCAGAGUCAUCAUCUAACUCUAACCCUUGACUCCUUUUUGAAAUAGUAUUCAAUGGCGAUAUUCUGUGGAGCAAAUUUUAAUAGUCCUGCUUACUGUGUAGAUUUAUAUAUAAUUUGAAUAUAAUUAUUUGUAUUAAAAUGAUCAUGUGCCUUUUUUAUUUCAGGAGUAACCUAUAUUUGCUUAUUCUUAUUUGGAUUAAAUCAAUAAAUAUUUAUUAUUAAAAGUAAGCUAUUUUUAUAUCUUA
Mus caroli (Ryukyu mouse) is the source of this 2607-nucleotide messenger RNA. It is a transcript of the gene Pnpt1, whose product is annotated as polyribonucleotide nucleotidyltransferase 1. Gene Ontology annotation, molecular function: 3'-5'-RNA exonuclease activity; RNA binding; polyribonucleotide nucleotidyltransferase activity. The record is from RefSeq and is a predicted model, not a curated record. Gene Ontology annotation, biological process: mitochondrial RNA 3'-end processing; mitochondrial mRNA catabolic process. Gene Ontology annotation, cellular component: cytosol; mitochondrion. Lineage: Eukaryota; Metazoa; Chordata; Mammalia; Rodentia; Muridae.